AUGUCUUCGUGGGUUUUCAGGAAAGCGCGACUGUUGACGAUAUCUCUUGAUGUUGAAAUCGCGAUAGCAAAAAAACCAGAAGCAGAAGACAUACGAGCAGACGUAGCAACGGCUAUCUCCAAUCAUCUCAACUACCAACGUCAACCAAGAUCAAAAGAAACAGAGUGGAUAAAAAGAGAUAUCGUCAACAGUCGCGCUUUCCUGAAAACCCACGAAGACAUUUACAUCACUCGGGCGGACAAGGGUAAUAAAACGGUCAUACUAUCAGCACAGGAAUACCGCCAAAAAAUGUCACUGCUGGUCUCGGACACCACCACAUACCAACAAGUGAAUUGUGAUCCAACUUCCAAAAUACUAAAACAACUCAACGCAAUUGUGGAAAAAUGGCACCAAGACCAACACAUCGACUACUUCACGAAAACCAAACUACAAACUUUCCACUGCCACCCGCCAAGAAUCUACGGCUUGCCGAAGAUUCACAAACCCGAACGUCCACUUCGGCCAGUGGUCUCCACAAUAGGUUCGGCUACCAAUAGCGUGGCGCGAUAUCUCACGGACAUUCUGAACAACAUCGUAGGUAAAACGGAAUAUCAUGUAAAAAACAGUUUCGUUUUUGCCGAAGACAUCUCGAAGGUCCGAAUCCCCGAAGGCUGCGUGAUGUUCUCUCUUGAUGUCGUAUCGCUAUACACCAAUGUUCCAGCAGAAAACGCGUAUGACUUCAUAGAGGACCAAUGGCACAGGCUGCGCAAGUACACAACACUCUCCCUUGCCUCCCUGCAACAAGCCCUAAGCGUUGUUCUCAAAUCCUCCUUUUUCAAAUACAACAACAACUACUACAAACAGAUACACGGUGUACCCAUGGGAUCAUCUAUAUCGGGAUGCAUCGCUUCGAUCUGCAUGGAAACAUUAGAACAAGGAUGCAUCGAACGUUUGAAACAAAAAAAUAUUUCGCUGAUUGUUUACAAACGCUACGUCGAUGAUUGUUUUGUAGUCGCCAAGGAAAAUGAUAUAGAUGCGAUUUUCGAGGAAUUUAACAACGCGCAUAAAACCCUCAAAUUUACGCUCGAGAAGGAGGAACAACAAACCAUUCGCUUCCUGGACAUGACUUUAUCUAGACAACAUGAUAAAAUUAUCAAAACAUGGUUCACAAAACAACCGGACGGACGAUACUUGGACUUCAAUUCGGAGAGCCCGUUCACGCACAAACAAAAUACAGUUUUCGCUCUUGUGGACCGCGCUCUAAAAUUAUCUGAUCCAGAAACCAGGAAGACAAGUAUCGAUGCGGUGAAAAACAUCCUCGGCAGAAACAAUUAUCCACAAGACAUACUACAUAACGCCUUCGAGAAAAGGACACAUGCAAUGUACAAUACACUACAAAACCAGAACCCCCCUGAAUCUACAUCUUCAAGAAUGGCAUCGAUCCCGUACAUACCCGGACUGAGCGAAAGGGUGGCCAGAAUCCUUCGCAAACAUGAUGUGAUUGCCGCCUUCAAACCAUGUGACAAAAUAAAGUCAACAGUUUUCACGAAAUUGAAAGACCCGAUCCCCAAAAUGAUGCAAACCAACGUCGUAUAUUCAGUACCAUGCAGCUGCGGUAAAGAAUAUAUCGGCCAAACGUCGCAAACCUUGGAAAAAAGGACCAAACAGCAUGAAAACAGCAUACGGGUGAAAAACAAACAAACUGGCCUAGCGCAACACGCACUGGAAGACGACGCUGACCACACGUUCGAUUUUGCGAAAACCCAAAUUCUGGAGAGGAUCAGCCACAAGUCGCAUAGGUUGAUUGCGGAAAAACUACACAUCAAACUGAGAGGGAACCAAUCGGUUAAUCUCCAGAUUGAUACGAAGGGAGUUUCAAAUGCCUACAACGGACUAUGGACCAAACUCAGAGAGGAGAGAGAACGAGAGAAUCCAAAAAACUCUGAUAAACCGACGUCCCGACGACAACCAGCAGCAACAGCAGCAAUAGACUUGACUUCCUUUCCAAUUUAA
Messenger RNA from Uranotaenia lowii, 1992 nucleotides. RefSeq lists its product as uncharacterized. The record is from RefSeq and is a predicted model, not a curated record. Bases 1 to 1992 code for a protein of 663 amino acids. Lineage: Eukaryota; Metazoa; Arthropoda; Insecta; Diptera; Culicidae. The transcript has a single exon.